GAGAAAUCCCACCCCAAAACGCUGACAGCGCCUCCACAUCGAAAGCAAGGAACAUGAAUGGGAGAAGACAUCUCAUUUUACAAUUUCACCGUCCACAACAGGUUAAACUAGUAGUAACUUCUUAGAAACUGAGCAGUUGCCGCUUUAUAUCAUCGCUAUUGCUAACGUAAUCAAAAUUACGGAGGCAAACAAUUAUUUCAUAAUUUUAAAAAUUUCUGAAAUACAUUUCAAAAUAGAAUUUUUUUUUCGAAAUUUAUAUAUUUGGUAUCGCAUAAAGAAUUAGAGCAAAAAUAUUCUGAUUGAUGGGUUGAAAAUCAGAUCUACACGAUUUCUAAGCAUGGUUCGUAAAGUUAUUUUCUGGUUGCUCAUAGCCCUGCUCGAGGUUUCAUCUUUGAAGAGCUUAGAUUUUAAAACCAUUCUGCCUGAUAAUCCACAAGAAUAUGAUAACCUACAACCUCCCAAAGAAAAAGAAUCAUCUCCCACUGUAGUAGAAUUUCACAUCACUGUUUUAAGCAUUGACUCCAUAGACGAAGGCUCAAUGACAUAUGUAGCUGAUGUAUUCAUGUCUCAAAGCUGGAAAGAUAAUCGAUUGCAUUUGCCAGAGAACAUGACUGCCAAAUACCGUCUUCUGCCUACCACGUGGCUGAAAGAUAUUUGGCGACCAGAUGCCUUUUUCAAAAAUGCAAAGCGUGUCAUUUUUCAAGAUAUGACUGUUCCAAAUCACUAUAUUUGGCUCUACAGGGACAAGAAAAUUCUUUAUAUGGUGAAAUUAACACUUGAAUUAUCAUGUGCGAUGAAAUUCCAGUCAUAUCCCCAUGACACUCAAACAUGUGGUCUUAAAAUUGAGAGCUUAUCAUAUACAACGGAUGAUCUUGUGUUCAAGUGGGAGGAGCAAACUCCUCUAGUAGUGGAUGACGACAUAGAGCUUCCACAACACAUACUCACUAAUACAAGACUUGGUGAUUGCACAAAGUCGUAUUCAACAGGUAAUUUUACUUGCAUCGAAGUGACCUUUACUUUAAAAAGGCGCCUUGGAUAUUACUUGUUCCACACCUACAUUCCGACCUGCCUCAUUGUCAUCAUGUCUUGGAUCUCUUUUUGGAUCAAAGUGGAUGCCGUACCUGCACGCGUCACACUUUGCGUUACCUCCUUAUUGACGUUGUCCACCCAACAUGCUCAAUCCCAGAAGUCCCUUCCACCCGUUUCCUAUAUUAAAGCCAUCGAUAUAUUUAUGUCUUCCUGCACUAUAUUUGUCUUCCUUUCUCUUAUGGAAUAUGCAGCUGUCAACAUCAUUGUCACAAGCGGGGAGACAAAGGUUGCCAAGGCCAACAAGAAAAUGGCAUCCAUGUUGCCAGAGACACACUUACUUCCAAAUGGACUCAAACAUUCCAUUUCAUUACCUGAACCAAAUGAUGGACAAAAUACGGCACUUCGGGUGGAUAAAUUUUCACGAUUUCUUUUUCCGUUCGUAUUUGUUGCCUUGAAUGUUUGGUACUGGUGUAAUUUCGUUUAUUUCAGUUAAAAAAAUACUUUUUACGCAACAAAGCGACACAAUUUAAGAUUUUCAUUCGAGAAUCAAUUCAGCUUUCAAAUCCACAAUGCAACAUUAUUUUUUUUCUUCGUGAAACUUCAUUCCAUUUAACUUUAUUUAUUCCAGUUUAGUGAGAUAAAGAAGGUAUUAUGAUAUUUUCGUUUGAAGUAUUAAAUAUUAUAAAAGUAAAGAUGUGAUGAUUAACAAUCAUUUUUUUCAAAAU
Messenger RNA from Parasteatoda tepidariorum (common house spider), 1754 nucleotides. RefSeq names its product glycine receptor subunit alpha-2. NCBI's taxonomy places the organism in Eukaryota, Metazoa, Arthropoda, Arachnida, Araneae, Theridiidae. Gene Ontology annotation, molecular function: extracellular ligand-gated monoatomic ion channel activity; transmembrane signaling receptor activity. The record is from RefSeq and is a predicted model, not a curated record. Gene Ontology annotation, cellular component: membrane. Gene Ontology annotation, biological process: monoatomic ion transmembrane transport.